Messenger RNA from Camponotus floridanus (Florida carpenter ant), 2834 nucleotides. RefSeq names its product tyrosine-protein kinase transmembrane receptor Ror2 (gene Nrk). Gene Ontology annotation, biological process: protein phosphorylation; multicellular organism development; positive regulation of kinase activity. Gene Ontology annotation, molecular function: ATP binding; transmembrane receptor protein tyrosine kinase activity; protein binding. The coding region runs from base 447 to 2408 and encodes 653 amino acids. NCBI's taxonomy places the organism in Eukaryota, Metazoa, Arthropoda, Insecta, Hymenoptera, Formicidae. The transcript is spliced from 8 exons. Gene Ontology annotation, cellular component: signaling receptor complex. The record is from RefSeq and is a predicted model, not a curated record.
CGCAGGCAGCUCCACCAUAACCUCCAAAUUGAACUGAUACCGCCAUGAUACACUGCCGAUUAAUACCGAAAAGUAGAGCGAUAAAUUAAAAAUAUCAAUAAUCAGGAAUCACGCAAGAUCUCAUGUGCUCGAUUAUUGUGGUCGCUCGUUAUGGAAUAUGAUAAUAAAUCGUUUCGCGGAAGAUAUUUGGUCAUCGCGUCUCUCGGUCACUCGAUUAGAAUAGUUCGAUGUAACCGUUGAGGAAAAAGUAAAGAGGGGUGAAAACGUUCGCGGACUUUACGAAUCGCCUGUUUUUUUUAUCGAAUAUGUGAGCCUUCCUCGAGAUUCGCAUCACUUUACAACAGUUUAUAAAUAUAUAUAUAUAUUUAUACAUAUAGAUCUACGUAUAUAUAAAUAAAUAUAUACAUACAUCUAUAUAUGUAUGUAUAUGUAAAUGAAUGUAAAUAAUGGUGUUUUGGACUGUCAUUUAUUCGCUAGCGAUAUUUCUGCACUUCAGUGCCAUACAAGCAAAGCCAGAGUCGCAGGGUUACUGCGCACCAUACAGCGGCAAGAUCUGCAAGAAAUAUCUCACUGGUAUCGGGAAAGUCUGGUUUAAUGAUUCCAACGACAAUCCCGGUGGAUGGCUGAAUGAGAAGAUCACGUCGAAUCUCUGGGAAGAAUUGAUAGAAACGCUUCUAGAGCCAUGUCGUUCGGCGGCAGAAAAAAUGCUGUGCAUGUAUGCAUUUCCGUUAUGUCACGAAUCGGUAGGCCUACCCUUAUGCUACGAGGAUUGCAUGGCUGUACGUCAGCAAUUUUGCUUCAACGAUUGGGCCAUCAUCGAGGACAACAAGCAGAGAGACAUUUACAUUCGUUCGCGUGGACACUUCGUGCUACCGGAAUGCGAGAGCCUGCCCAAAGUGAACAAGAAAGUGCCUACUUGCUCGCAUGUACACCUUACCGAUAUGGAUGAGGAAGUUGUCACUUAUGAUUGCAUCAGAGGCAACGGUAGAUUCUACAUGGGAAAGGUCAACAAAACGAAAUUUGGAUUAGACUGCCAAUCGUGGAGCGCCCAAGUGCCGCACAAUCAUGAUAAACCGCCCGAUGUCUUCCCGCAGAUUCAAUUCAGUGAAAAUUACUGUAGAAAUGCGGGUGGCGAUGAGCCAGUGCCAUGGUGCUUCACAACCGAUCCCCUCAUACGUUGGGAGCAUUGCGAUAUUCCUGUAUGUGAUAACAUGACAACUAAAGUAGAGAUUGAAUCAAAAGAUAUAACGAUGGAUACUCUAUUUAAUAACACACUGGUGCUCAUAUUAUCAGCAUUGGGCUUUGCAAUCAUAGCCGGUGCAUUACUGUCUAUCCUCCUGAGCCAAAGACUGCACAAACGUCAUCGAGGCUAUAAUCCAACUGAUAAUCAGGACGUGAACAUUGAUUUAGAUAAACUUCCCAACAACGAAGCGUAUCAUAAGACGAGCGCGCAGCUGAAUCCCAAGUUGGAAAAGCUGGAGUUUCCGCGAAAUAAUAUUAUUUACGUGCGGGACCUGGGCCAAGGCGCUUUCGGUCGCGUGUUCCAGGCAAAAGCGCCAGGGCUGAUCGCGGGUGAGGAAUUCACGAAUGUUGCCGUGAAGAUGUUGAAGGAAGAGGCAUCGGACGAUCUGUUGCGAGACUUUGAGCGAGAGGCGUGUCUCCUCGCCGAGUUCGAUCAUCCCAACAUUGUGAAGCUGUUGGGUGUGUGCGCGCUUGGCCGACCGAUGUGCCUGCUGUUCGAGUACAUGGGCCGCGGUGAUCUCAACGAGUUCCUACGCUCGUGUUCGCCCAGCAACUACGUCAUCCGAAUGUCCACCACGGCAGAUGACAAUGGUCCCACAGCGGGAGAGCCUUCGCGGCUCUCACACAUGGACCUAAUCAACAUCGCCCUGCAAGUGGCGUCCGGUAUGGUAUAUCUGUCCGAUCGAAAAUUUGUCCAUCGCGACCUAGCCACGCGCAACUGUCUGAUCAAUGAUCAGAUGAUUGUCAAGAUCGCCGAUUUUGGUCUAUCACAGAAGAUAUAUUUGCAGGAUUAUUAUAAAGGGGACGAACAAGACGCUAUCCCCGUCAGAUGGAUGCCUCUCGAAAGCAUACUUUACAACAAAUACACUGUCGAAUCGGACGUGUGGGCGUUCGCUGUAUGUUUAUGGGAAAUCUUCAGUUUCGCGUUGCAACCAUAUUACGGAAUGACGCAUGAAGAGGUGGUCAAGUACAUUAAAGAGGGCGAUGUAUUGCGAUGUCCAGAUAAUACACCGCAGUCGAUUUACGAUCUGAUGAAGCUCUGUUGGAACAGGCGACCAUCUGACCGGCCUACAUUUCGCACAAUCUACCAGACCCUUGACGGCAUCAGGCAGGAAUUGGAGGUCGAAUGCAGGUCGGACAACGUUCCGCUACGUAUUCGAGUGUAAUAACGGUAAUUAAAUCUGUAUUGUGUAUCAUGUGUGAUGUGAAAUAUCUGCCUGCUUUUUUUAAUUGAAUUCACCACGAUAUUGAAUUAGUUAUCAGUCGCGAGAAGUCAGAAAAGGACCAAUGUAUAAAGUGAAAGCGCAAUACUGUAUGAUGUUGCGUUAACUUCUCUUCGUCUUCUAAAAUAUGGAUGUUCGUCCUUAUCGAGGGACAUAGUAUUGCUCUUUUAUACUUUCCCGAAAAUCUCUUCUUUCGGAUAUCGUGUUAACUCGAAAAGAUCGACGCUCGUUUCUAUUUAGUGUUCAAUUAGCUUCCGAUUAUCCAAUUAGAGCUGCCAUUUUUCUGAUUCUCGGAAUCAAAAAUUCCGAAGAUAGUUUUUUUUUAUCUCCGGUUCAUAAUAAAUGUAAAUAUAUAUAUGGAUUCGCGCG